CUUAACCAUCCCCGCUUGACCGAAUCAGAAUGUUUAUGUACGGGCACACAUCCCUCGCGAUUUCCGUCUGAACAGCAAACGCAAAACAAACUGGUCUUCCUUUUGUUAAUGGCAUGUGAAGGUGGGAUGGAAUAACAUGUGCGAAAUUCUGCUCAUUUGAUCUGUUUAUGAUUCGUUUGCGCGAUCUACAUCGAAAACCAAACCACGUCGCUCCUUCUCCGUCACCCUCGAAUCGCACGUCCUUCAUUCAUCUGCCUUGCCGGCCCUCACAAUCUAAUUCUAACCUUCACUUGCGAUACAACAAAACACUCGAUAGUUAGUAAUUCAAUACCACUUUUCUUUCCGAGACUAACACCACUUUCUCGGUUUUGUCUAUUCCUCCUCGAUUAUCUACCCAUGGUGAGGCACGGCGCCCGUCGUCCUUAUCAUCCAUUGUCUCUCACAUUUCGAUCAUGGCACGCUAUCUCACGCCGGCCAAGAUUGGCCUACUAGCUCUGAUUGAGCUUUAUGUCGAAGAAACAGUACCUAACGACGCGAUCAUUCCGGUCCUGAGCUUCCUCACCUCUCACAUCCUCGACAGCGAUUUGCAAAGCACGAUGACAACUACGCCAGGCGCAGCAAACCGGUGGCAGAGAGCUGAGCGUAGCAUCGGACUGGUCGUUUCCAUCAAAGAUUUCGAGGACCUCUUGCUUCCCUUUCCGGCGGUCGAUCGACUGCCCGGCCGUCGUCUGUGGGACAGGUUUUUAGAGAAGCUGUGGGGCAUCGAUUCUCUCGAUGCAUUGCAAACAUUCUUCUCCCGUCAGCCACGAGUGUUGGCGCGAACUAGAGAGGAGCUGCGGCAGAUGACAGAGCUUGGAGAGGAACUGCCGUCCGGGAUACUUUUGGCGCGGAACUCGCCCUUGGGAGCUUUCGUAAGGAAGGCGGUGUUGGAGUUCACGAGGCUACAGUUUCAUCACUCGGCGGAGCUAUGGAAGGCGUUCGUCAAGUACCGCCAGCCUACGGUUUCUUACUGGAGAAGACGGAAUCCUCAGUGCGGGAGACUCAGUUUCGACUCGGUAUUGAUGGAGAGCCAGCAUGAAUGGGGAUCUUUCACGGAUGGAAUUGCUGUGACGGCAUACGGUGGCAUGCUCAUGGAUGAAGAAGACGGCGCGCUACCGGUCAGCACAGACGACAUCGAAAGCCUCCUUGAGUUCCAGAUCGAUCAGAUACAGAAGUAUGGCGCAAGAGUACCCGCAGAAAUCAGGGCGAAGUUCCACGCCAUGUUGAGAGACAGCCACGUCGUUCCCAGUCUGUCCCAUUAUCUCAACUUCUCAGAUGCUUGGAGAUCCGGUGAUUAUCCAUCAGCGUUUGACUACCUGCACAGAUACUUCGACUACACCAUGCAAAACCGCGACCGUCUUUUCUACCACUACGCCCUCAUGAACCUAGCAAUCGUACAGUCGGACUUUGGCUGCCAUAAGGAGGCAAUGGCAACCAUGCUCGAGACCAUCUCCACCGCUCGAGAGAACAAGGACAACACUUGUCUUAACUUCUGUCUCAACUGGUUCUAUCAUUUUGGCCGAGCACACCCAGAUCUCGUCCAAGAUCUCGAGGCCAACAGCAUGAUCGGGAGCGGUAAGGAAGCUCUCGCCUUCCUCCGAGCGAAAGCCAAAGAAACCGGCAUGCUCGUGCUCCGGAGUUCCGCCCUCCUUAGCGAAGCCAAGCUCAACAUGGCCAAUGGCGAAAGCAUCGCCGGCGCCAUGGAACACCUCGUGCGCAGUUCGCAUAUCAUCGUCGAAAGAAACAUGAAGAGCCUAAUCGGCUCGCAACUAUCCGUCACCACCUCGCUCUGGGACCGACUCGGCAUCUCCUACCUCUCCACCAUGACCAGUGAGGUCUUUUUGCGCGUCCACGCCCCAAGCGCAUGUUUCGACGACGAGCUCAAGAUGGUCUGCCGGCUAGCCGGCACCCUCGCCGGCAAGGGCAAGUACAACGAAGCCUUCGCCAAGCUCGAGGACGGCAUCGACAAGAACUUGCUCCGCGCCGCCAAGCCUAACCAGUACUGGCACCUCUACCGCGGGCUUGUCAAGCUGCGGCGCGACCUGCACCACAACGACCUCGACACGGCCGAGACGCUGCUCGCGCAGCUGCUGCAGAUCGGCUCCGAGGAGCUCGAUCCGGAUGUGGUGUUCAUUAUCGACUCGCUGCACAUCGAGGCACUGAUCCGGCGCAAGGACUUUGACGCCGCGUACGAGAAGAUCGAGCGGCUGAUCGCCAAAUUUCGUGAUGACCACCGGGACUUGUCUCUACGUAUUCGGCUACUGCUGGCUAAGGCGCACCUCUUUGACUGCAUGGGCAGACCGGAAAGGGGGUUCUCAAUCACCAUGCGCGCGGCGAGCCUUGCGUGGCGUGCGCGGCUGCUCACCCUCCUGUGGCAGGCGGUUGGCGCUCUGGCCAACAUACUGAAUGCGAUGGGCGAGUUCACUGGCGCUGUGCAGCUAGUAGAAGCAGUGCUGCCGCGCUCGAUGGAGUCGGAGAAUGCUUUCAACACAGGCAUACUGUAUAGUAUCCUAGCGGAUGCCAGGAUGGGACAGGCUGGGAAAGCUGGAAAAGCCAGGCAGGCGAUGACGACGACGGGAGAAACAACAGGAGCGGCCGCGGCCGCGGCGGCGAGCUUGAUGAACAACAAAAAAAUCGACCUCUUUACGAAGGCACACGAGGCGCUGGAGUGUGCGUUCAACCACUUCUCUGCGGCGGAAGAUCUGGAGAAGCAGUGCGAGACGUUGGCGAAGAGGGCGACGCUAAUGAAAGUGCUGGGGGAUCAUGCUCGAGCGGAGGAGUAUGCGGCGCGGUAUAUGGCAUUGAAGAGGCAGAGCUCGUCGGGCGAGCAUUCUAGUGUAUGGUCGACAGAUACAGGUACUCCAUAAUAUGGUUUGGGUGGGACUCAGUGAAGCUCCGGUCGGACGUUUUUAUGGAGCAGUUCGGUUGUAAUGACUUGAUGAGGAAUGGAAAAUAUUGUCGAUGGCCAUAGAGGUUGAUGUUUGAUUUCAUCGAAUAUGGCCCGGAUAUGUGCCCCUUGUUUUGUGUCAUUAAACCCCUAGUAGAAAUGGAUGGGAGCUAUCAAGGCUCACUGCACCUUGUCUCAUGGAGAUCCCCAGCAAUAGCAGUAGCACAUUGUUUUCGUCUUGCACAUGGGCUUCCAUCAAGAAUAAGGUC
Molecule: messenger RNA, 3195 nt
Organism: Neurospora hispaniola
Lineage: Eukaryota; Fungi; Ascomycota; Sordariomycetes; Sordariales; Sordariaceae
Product: anaphase-promoting complex subunit 5-domain-containing protein
Exons: 3
Coding region: 453-2906 (817 amino acids)
Biological process (GO): anaphase-promoting complex-dependent catabolic process; protein K11-linked ubiquitination; positive regulation of mitotic metaphase/anaphase transition
Cellular component (GO): anaphase-promoting complex
Molecular function (GO): protein binding
Source: RefSeq, a predicted model, not a curated record